GAUUUCGGUGACCCUCCCGGUCCACUACUACAACACCAUUGGCGUCAACCCCAACCGACGCUUUCUCCCUCACUUGCUCUGGACGAUAGCGCAGAUUUCUGGAACCACCGGCAUGGUGAUUUUCACGCGGCUCAUGUACAACCGCUUUGUCCACUCAAACAAAAGUGACCCAGAGGGGCCCUUGGUGGGUGACCAGCUUUACAUUCCAGCACCAUGCUUGAUCAUGUCCGCCCAUGCCUUUGCGGAAGGAUGUCGUUUGACUGCCACCUUAUCCGGCGUCAUCCAAAGCGGCGGCUGGAACUGGAUCCCAACCUCCAUGCUGAGCGUGGCUUUGAACCUUUCCGCACGUCUUGGUUGGUCACGCUUUAUGCUGAUCCAGCUGGGCAAGAAGCUCUGCAGUGGGCCCAAAGCCAUGGCAAUCUUUGCGCCCACGGGCUGGAGCAAAUACCACGAUGAGUUGAAAAUCUAUGCUGGCUACUUUCGCUUUGCAGCCAUCAUCUCUCUGUUUGUUGCCAGGCUCGUUUCCUACGGUGCUUUCCAAGAAGGUCCAACGUUUCCAUCCUUCAACCUUUCGGCUCUGUGGGUCCUGAUUUUCCUCCUUGUUGGGGAAGUCAUCGAGGAUGAGGUGGUAACCCGGGAGUUGUUACCAGUGAAUCCUGCUGGUCCUGGCCUCUUGAAAGUCAAUGCCAAUGGAGACAAUGCGGAUCCAACGCAGCUGAUUUCAUUGGAGCACUUGCCGAAUGUUCAGCAAGGUGACCCCUGGAGAAUGUCGGAAUUGGAGAAGUCGGGCAAACUCUCUCUGAAGAGGACCUCAACACUUGAGUCCGUACCAUCCGUAGCAGAUCUGACCACACCUGUGCAGUCUACCAGUCCCACAACCACGACAUGUGUUCCCCAGAAAGUUGUCUCGUUGGGCAAUUCAGAGACAGAUGCAUGGUCUCGGCUGCGGAAGUGGUUUGGGCAGCCCAGAUCCUUGAACUCAUCACCUGCACUUCAUGGUCUGCGAGAACUUCCUUUUGCUGUCCAACUAAGCUUCGUGGGCAUCGUAGCCGAAUUCACGCUGGGCCUCCUUGCUUUGUUGGUGGGUGCAGGCUACUUGCGUGGUACGUGCGAAAAUGUUUUGGUGGGCCCGGACCGGAUUCUGGGCUUGGUCUAUUGGGAGCUGCCAUUGCCAUGCUGAACGACACAUGAGACUUGUGAAAUUCAUUAUUUUUCUUGAAAGGCACCCAGACAAGAUUCUGGUCUGGUCUCGGGGGGCCGCUAAUGCCAUCCUGAAGGGCAUGUCACGCACUCUUUUUGGAGGGUGCUAGGCUUUCCCUUUGGCAUUUCACGGGCAUUCACUGCUCGUACCUCUUAUUGGUAGGACACGAAGCCUUCUUAGCUGUUUGGGCGAGGCCACAGGGCAGGGUGCUAAUGGCUCCACAAUGCUCCACAACUGUCCUGUGGUGCUUCACUGUUCGUGUUUAUCCGCAAGGCAUGAAGGCUAAGCCUUCUUAGCUAUUUGGGCGAUACCCUGGAGAAUUUCUGUAGCUGUUUGGGUAAUACCCAUGGCAGCAGGGCUCCGGAGAUUAUAGAAGAACUAUAUAAAUCAUUGGCUCUGAUUCGCGAAAGAACC
Messenger RNA from Cladocopium goreaui, 1615 nucleotides. Lineage: Eukaryota; Dinophyceae; Suessiales; Symbiodiniaceae. The record is from the annotation of a GenBank genome assembly.